Messenger RNA from Fusarium poae, 963 nucleotides. RefSeq lists its product as uncharacterized. Gene Ontology annotation, biological process: DNA damage checkpoint signaling; DNA repair. The transcript is spliced from 2 exons. Gene Ontology annotation, cellular component: nucleus; checkpoint clamp complex. Bases 1 to 963 code for a protein of 320 amino acids. The record is from RefSeq and is a predicted model, not a curated record. Lineage: Eukaryota; Fungi; Ascomycota; Sordariomycetes; Hypocreales; Nectriaceae.
AUGUCUACAGAAGCUCAACCCAUCUUCCGCGCGGUUGCGACUUCCACCCGACCGCUGUAUCAACUUUUGAGAUGCAUAAACUUUGCACCCAGGGUUCAUGUUCAAAUCACAGAGGAUGGUGUUCGUUUUGCAUCUGACCAUGCGCGGGUGAUGCAGGGCGUUGCGUUUCUAGACAAAUCUCUCUUUUCGUCAUAUACCGUCAAUCUACCUCCUCAAGAUGGCGAUGACGCGCCGGAACUUCCUAAUUUUCAACUUUCCUUAUCAUCAGUCCUUGAAGUGCUUCAGAUCUUUGGGGCUGUGGAUGUAGCCACUCGUGCUCACAAAGCAGAGCAAGACCCUUAUCGCAGCAAUCUCCGGAACUACCGUCCUGAUGCCUUCAGUAACCAAACCCUUGGUAUUUCUGGUACUUGCACUCUCCUGUACGCCGAAGAAGGAGACCCAUUCAAAAUCACCAUCGAAGAAUCUGGCGUGAAGACGACUGCAUCUUUGACAACCUAUCUACCAGAAAUACCCGAUGAUAUUCCUUUCGACCGCACUGAUCUCACUUUUAAAAUCAUUAUGCAAUCACGAACGUUGUUGGACUCGCUCGCCGAAAUUUCCCCAACGGCUCCUUUGAAGUUGACAAUUACAGCCACCAAAGCCUCGCCUUUUCUAUCGCUUGCUGGUGUAGGUGAUCUGGGGAGCUCAGGGGUGGAUUUUGCGCGUGGCAGGGACCUUCUCGAGACUUUUACCAUUCAAGAUCGUUGGUCGCAGGCCUACAAGUUUGACUUUAUCAAGAAUUCGACAGAAGCGAUGCGAAUAGCCAACAAGGUCAGCUUACGAGGAGACUCACAGGGUGUUUUGAGUCUGCAAUUCAUGGUGGAUAUCGAGGGUGGUAAGCGAAGCUUUCUCGACUUUCGGUUUGUGCCUUUUCUUCAGGAAGACGGCGAGGAUGACGACGCAGAUAAUGGCGAAGCUAACUAG